AUGGCGCCAACAACCCACGACGCAGCAAUAGACGCCCGCUCCCACUCCGCCCUCAAAACAACAAAGCAAUCCCUCGCCUACCUCCUAAACCCCACCUCCCCCACCGCCCCCACAAAACGCCGCACCCGCGCCCUGCUCCGCGUCUUCCGCUCGAGCCUGAUCUUCGUCUUCUGGCGGGUAGUGCGGUAUGCGAAGUACGUUGCCGUGGGCAGUCUGGUUGCGACGCUGGGGGCCGGCGCGUUUGGCACGUUUGUGAGUGGUGCGGGGUUUGUGUUGGCGCCGACGGGGAUACUGGGUACGGUGGUUGCGGCGAGUGUUUGGGGGAGAUGUAUGGACACAAGGAAGAGAUGA
Dothidotthia symphoricarpi CBS 119687 is the source of this 351-nucleotide messenger RNA. RefSeq lists its product as uncharacterized. The transcript is spliced from 2 exons. The coding region runs from base 1 to 351 and encodes 116 amino acids. The record is from RefSeq and is a predicted model, not a curated record. NCBI's taxonomy places the organism in Eukaryota, Fungi, Ascomycota, Dothideomycetes, Pleosporales, Dothidotthiaceae.